CGAGCUAACACUCGGGGCUUUGUCGCCUCCAGGCCGCCGGCAUCAUGCACGCGCCGGGAUCUGCGGGCCCGGGCGACGCGCGCGCGGUUGCUAUCAUGGGCAUCUGUGAGUCGAUCCUGGAGCGGAAGCGGCACGACAGCGAGAGGUCCACAUGCAGCAUCUUGGAGCAGACAGACAUUGAAGCUGUCGAGGCUCUUGUUUGCAUGAGCUCCUGGGGCCAGAGAGUCCAGAAAGGUGACCUGUUAAAGAUGAGACCCCUCACACCUAUCUCCGACUCUGGGGAUGUCAGCAACAGCGUGCUGAUGGAUGCCACUGUACCUGAGCUGCCAAAGGACUUCCACUCUUUUUCAACUCUGUGCAUAACUCCUCCGCAGAGCCCGGAGCUCAUGGAGCCAUCCACAGGGACGCCUGCACCCACCCAAGUAACGGAUUCCAAAGCGCCCUCCGCGGCGGGGAUGUCGGUGCUCAGCGGGAGCGAGGAAAAGGGCUCCCUGGAGCCUGCCCCCAGCCUGCUGUGCAGGGCUAUGGCCACGAGCGUGACCCGUCACACUGGGCUGAGUCCUGUCCCGGCCUGCUUUCCCUCCACCCAGGCUCACGAGCAGCAGCCAGCCACGGGCAGAGAAGGAGCGGCGCGGUCUGCGGGACGCGCUGGGCAUCCUGAGGCUUUGGCGGAUGCACACCCGGCAGCAGAUGUCCUCACCACUAACUUCCUUUCCUGUCAGCCUCACUUGCACUCAUUGGAAGGUCUGCUGCCCGCCUCCCAAGGCCAGCAGGCCAGGUGGCCCACGGCAGCGCAGGCCUGCUCACCAAAGAAAGUUGAAAAUGACUUGCCAAGGAAAAGCACCCCUGUGGUUUCCAUCCCUGUCGCCAGCCCCCCUGUCCUUUGCCAAAUGAUCCCCAUGUCCGGACCGAGCACCGUGCUGUCAGCUGUCCUGAAGCCCCCCCUCCUGCCAUCCUCGGGGACUGUCAAGCCCAUCCUACCCCAGGCCACGCCGGCGCCUCCGCAGGUGCUCGUGGGCCCGCCUGUGCCUCAGGGAAGUGUGAUGCUGGUGCUGCCACAGGGCACCUUUCCCCAGCCUGCCGCCUGCCCGUCCAGCGUCGUGGCUAUUGGCAACACCAAGUUGCUGCCCCUGGCCCCUGCCCCGGUGUUCAUUGCCUCUAGCCCAAACUGUGCCCCUCAGGUAGACUUUUCCCGAAGGAGGAACUACGUCUGCAGCUUUCCCGGCUGCCGGAAGACCUACUUCAAAAGCUCCCACCUCAAGGCCCAUCUUCGCACACACACGGGAGAGAAGCCCUUCACCUGCAGCUGGGACGGCUGCGACAAAAAGUUUGCGCGCUCAGAUGAGCUGUCCCGCCACCGCAGAACGCACACGGGGGAGAAGAAGUUCGUGUGCCCCGUCUGCGACCGGCGCUUCAUGCGCAGCGACCACCUGACCAAGCACACCCGGCGCCACAUGACCACCAAGAAGAUCCCGGGCUGGCAGGCGGAGGUGGGCAAGCUGAGCAGGAUUGCCUCUGCAGAGGGCCCCGGCAGCCCCCCGCCGCCCUUGCCAGCCUCCGCCUGAGAGGCAGCACCGGACCCACCGCCGGCCGGCGCAGGGACUGCGCUGGCUUGCUUUUCUGGCCAGGGCCUGUGUCUUUUGUGGUUUCAGAAGGGUUUUGUUUGGUUUUGUGUUUUAGAGGAAAUGGAAGAAAAUUUGACCGUCUGAAUCACCAGCACUCAAGCAAACAUUUCGGCAAUAAAGUUUACAAAUUCUGGAUUAUUCGCAACCUUUCUAUUCAUGUUUUGUAGAAAUGAGACAGGGUACUAAUUUUUAUACUUUUUUAUAAAAAUAUUUAUAUUGUCGGUGCUCCAGUCGCCAGUUUCUAGAUAAGAUGACUUACAGCCUUUUUUUUCCUGUGUUUAGUAACAACAUUGUAUAAUGACCCCACUUUUAGGAAGCUUGGUGCAUUGUUCAGAAGUUCUGAGGUCUAAAAAGCCCUUUUAGACCUCAGAACUUUCUGGAAUCAUAACUGGUGAGUGAGGGUCUCUUAAAAGGGAAAAAUACAUUUCCUAGUCAACUGACUAGCAUAGUAGCUUCGAGAAAAUCCCAUGCCAUCAGUCCUGCAGCCCAAGGAACAGACAUCCCAGCUGGCUAGAACUCGUUACCGUCACCUGUGUCCAUGGUGCGGUGCUUGAGGGAUGCUGGAGAGUCGUCGGGUCCCUGGCCAGCUGUGGCAGAGCCUGGGCAGGGCCCGCAUGACCCACAUAGAGCAAGGGAGCGGCUGCUGCCUGUGCCAGGGCACCAGAAAGACUGUAGACACUCAGACAGGGCUGCCCGGGCAGUGAUGGGCUGACAGUUGUCCGUUUUCUCUCGGUGUGAGCAGAAUGACUGCUGAGAGAAAAGCAAGUGCUCCUCGGUCCCUGAUCUCACCGAAGCUCAGGUCAUCUAAAGAGAGGUGCGCGCCGACACGUGGAUUCCUUUAUUAAGUAUGAAAAGCUAGAGGAAAGGUGUGUCCUGUCUCUGUAACGCCACCUCACGGCCCUGUAGUUCAUCUUGUUAGAAGGAACAAGCUUACCAAAACAGGGUUUCUGCAGUCUACCUAGAAAGGCGCCACAGCUGCGCGUUUCCACCCCGCCACAGACGCCGGUGCUGGGGAAGGCUGGAAGUUCAGCAGAAGCACACCAAAACAGGGAACGCACCACGAGUAUUUGCGUAGCCUGGGAAUUCUUUUUUUUUUUUUU
Dipodomys spectabilis (banner-tailed kangaroo rat) is the source of this 2725-nucleotide messenger RNA. RefSeq names its product Kruppel like factor 11 (gene Klf11). Gene Ontology annotation, molecular function: DNA-binding transcription factor activity, RNA polymerase II-specific; RNA polymerase II cis-regulatory region sequence-specific DNA binding. Bases 45 to 1565 code for a protein of 506 amino acids. The record is from RefSeq and is a predicted model, not a curated record. Gene Ontology annotation, biological process: regulation of transcription by RNA polymerase II. The transcript is spliced from 4 exons. NCBI's taxonomy places the organism in Eukaryota, Metazoa, Chordata, Mammalia, Rodentia, Heteromyidae.